This is a messenger RNA of Theileria equi strain WA, 537 nucleotides long. RefSeq lists its product as hypothetical. Gene Ontology annotation, cellular component: nucleus; cytosol. The record is from RefSeq and is a predicted model, not a curated record. Bases 1 to 537 code for a protein of 178 amino acids. Lineage: Eukaryota; Apicomplexa; Aconoidasida; Piroplasmida; Theileriidae. Gene Ontology annotation, molecular function: ATP binding; ATP-dependent protein folding chaperone. Gene Ontology annotation, biological process: protein folding. The transcript is spliced from 2 exons.
AUGGCCGAAAGUGCCGAAUUUGUUGCCACAGUUGGCAUAGAUGCCGGCGGAGAUUCCUGCAGACUCUGCGUAGCAAAAAGCGGUCAGGACAGAGUGAAUUUACAUGUGAACAGAGUUUCAAAUAGACAAACUCCGGCACUCGUUUCCUUUGACAAGAGAUUAAGAAUUUACGGGGAAGAAGCAGAGGCAAGGGCUGCGAGUCUCUUUAAAAACAGCGUUCCUCUUCCACUUUACAUUUCUGGUUUAGACAAAGAUUCCCUUGGAGAAUAUAUAAAGACCAAAAAGUAUCUAUUUGGCUCAACAUUUGACAAGAAUAACGGUGCAUUUAGUGUAACCUUUGACGAUGCUCCUUACCAAGUCUACCCAGCUGAAAUCCUUUCCUUUUUCGUAGACAAAGUCUUGGAUACUGUGAGGAAGGAAUGUGAAGUUUCCACUUCAGAUGGAAAUAACAAGUUUAGAGUUGCCCUUAGUCUACCAAUUUAUUUGAGUGAAGAGACUAAAAAGGGAAUUUAUAAUUCGCUUUCACUAACGGGUUAG